AAGAGACUACUGACAUGGUGGGGAAGCCCAUUCUUCACUACUUCAAUGCCCGGGGCAGAAUGGAGUCCAUCCGCUGGCUCUUGGCUGCAGCUGGAGUGGAGUUUGAAGAGAAGUUUAUAGCAACUCCAGAGGAGUUGGAAAAGUUAAAAACUGACGGGAAUUUGAUGUUCCAGCAGGUGCCCAUGGUGGAGAUUGAUGGGAUGAAGCUGGUACAGUCCAGAGCCAUCCUCAACUACAUUGCCAGCAAAUAUGAUCUCUACGGGAAAGACAUGAAGGAGAGAGUACUGAUUGAUAUGUACACAGAAGGUAUGGCUGAUUUGAAUGAGAUGUUCAUUCUUCUGCCAUUAAGUCCUCCAGAUGAAAAAGACGCCAAGAUUGCCUUGCUCAAAGACAGAACAGUGAAUCGCUACUUGCCCGUCUUUGAAAAUGCGUUGAAGAGCCAUGGACAAGACUACCUUGUUGGCAACAGAUUGAGCAAGGCUGACAUUCACCUGUUGGAAGUUCUCCUCUACAUUGAAGAGCUUGACCCCAGCCUUCUGGCCACCUUCCCUCUGCUGAAGGUGAUCUAUUUCAAAACCAGGAUCAGUAACUCACCAAUGUGA
This is a messenger RNA of Castor canadensis (American beaver), 602 nucleotides long. NCBI's taxonomy places the organism in Eukaryota, Metazoa, Chordata, Mammalia, Rodentia, Castoridae. The record is from RefSeq and is a predicted model, not a curated record.